This is a messenger RNA of Triticum turgidum subsp. durum (durum wheat), 948 nucleotides long. The record is from the annotation of a GenBank genome assembly. Lineage: Eukaryota; Viridiplantae; Streptophyta; Magnoliopsida; Poales; Poaceae.
AUGGACGCCAUGCCCGACUACCACUCCUUCCACCCCGACACGGAAGCGGCGCACGACCUCGCGCACUGCGAUGGGCUGCUGCUGGUGCCCACCGACGCCGGCGCGCGCGUGCUCAACCCGGCCACGUCCCGCGUCCUCGCGCUCCCCUCCGUCGUCGCGCCGCCGCCCCCGCUCCCCUCGGGUCGGAUCGUGGGCCACCAGGCGUUCGGCCUCGGCCGCAACCCCCGCUCAGGCGCCUACAAGGUCGCCCGCUUCUUCUACCGCUCACUGGACGAGGUCGAGCUCUACGCGGGCGGCUGCACCUACACCUACGCCCUCGGGGCGGAGGUGCUCACCCUCGGCGGCGGCGGGGGGGCGGACCAGCAAUGGCGCGAGACGCCGGCUCCACCGCCGUGCCCCGUCAUACCAGGGCGCACGGCGACAUUCUUCAAGGGCUCGCUCCUCUUCACCCCCCACGAGCGGGUCCUCGGCAAAGAGGCGCCGGGCUUCAUCCACCUCAGCCUAGACGACGAGUUGUUCGGCGUUACGCCAGGGCCUCCCUGCGACAAGAGGAUUGACUACGCUGCGUCCAGCAUGGCCGAGCUGCGCGGGGAGCUGUGGCUGUGCGCCGGCAGCCCGAGGCCUGGCAUCGGGUCGGUGGAGAUGUGGGCGUGCGGCGACCUUGCCGGCGCACGGUGGGAGCGGCGUCACCUCGUCGAGGCCUGUGUUUUCCAUGGGCACCGGUCUCUUCGUCCGGUGACCGCGUCCGCCGGUGCCAUACUGCUACGCGUCGGACCGUCGCACCUUUGGUGCUACCGUCGGCAGGGUCGUGAGCCGGGUUACGGCGACAUAGUCAACAUGCGACGUAUCGAGUAUCACCGCCACGACCACGAGGUCGUCGAGUACCAAAGGGAUACAAUGUAUGCCGUUUCUGUAAUUCCCUACAUUCCAAGCCUUGUUUCAAUUUAA